AUGAGCGGCAGCGCCGAAGCUCCUGGGACGGAAGAGUCGUUCCAGCCAUGGCGGGAUAAGGAUCCCCCUCCGGGAUUCGACGGUGACGUCGAGAAGUUCAAGGGUUACUUGAGAGAGUUGAAGAUGUGGCGGCAUGAAACUGAUGUUCCCCCGAAGAAGCACGCCGUUAAGAUGCUAAGGGCUCUCACUGGUCCAGCAAAGGCAGUGUGCAAUGAGCUGGAGGUCGAAGCCUUGCUCACUGAGGCUGGUGCCGAUGCGAUUGUCAACAAGUUGAAGGAGUAUUACCAACCGCAUCUUGAAAUUGCCAUGCCUCGCGCGUUCGAGCGAGCUGUUUACGGUGAGCUGGAGAAAGUGCAGAGAGAGAAGAGUGGACAGAAGCACUAUCUCACAGCGGAUGACGAGCAGGCUGAGUAUGUGGAGUCAGAAGAUGAUGGCGACUUCAUAUACUUGGGUGAAGCUGACCUGGAUCAGGUGUUUGAAGAAGAGGAGCUGACUGAAGCCUUGGCCACCUACCAGCAGGUUCGACAAGCCAUUCGAGAGCAGCGCAAUGGUCGUGGCUAUUAUCAGCCGAAGGGACUUGGCAAACAGCCGGUUGGUCGCUUUGGCAAGGGCUCCAAGUCACCCUUGGACAAUGUUUGGCCAAAGCACGAGCAGAUCGGCCGAGAACCACCACCUUUUUCGGGCAUCACCACUAGUGGGUCCUUGGGCAUCAUAGACACAGCGGCACAAGGUGGUCUCAUUGGUCGCCCAGCACUUCGUCGGUUAGAAGACUCGUUGAGAGCACAUGGACUCAAGGUGGUUUGGAAUGGGAAGCAGGCUCAGGCCAAGGGCAUCGGAGGUGACGCCAAGGUGUGUGGGGUCGUCGAGAUUCCGGUCGGCAUUGGCGGUGUCAAUGGCCUGAUUGAGGCCACAGUGGUGGAGGACGAAGUGCCAUUCCUCUUGUCGAUCCAGUUCCUCAAACAGGUUGGGGCCAUUGUCAAUUUGCAAGAGAGUUCAUUAGCACUCACAGCAUUCGGAAGUGCAACCGCCUCUCUGGCGCUCGCUAUGGACCUCAUUGCUCGUCUUCGCCAACUGGAUCAAGAGAAGACCGAAGAAUGGGAGAAAGUCUCCACAGUGGAUCCCAGGCGGGCAGAGAGAGCUGUCCGCAAUUGGCGAGUGAUGGUCGAGCAUGUGUCCGACCUGAUGGAGUUCGUAAGGGCUCGAGAAAAGCUGGUCGCUUGGCAGCCUGUUGGAUUGGUGCAUGGCUUGCCGCCGUGUUCUUCAUUUACCCAGCUGGCCUCGGGAUCAGAACCUUUCUCGUGCAUGGCAGGAGCUACCCCAUCGCAAAUCACCAAGGCCAGCAUCUAUGCAGAGCUGAUUCAACUGGGCGAGUUCCUGGGUCAGAGGAGGAGCAAGGAAUCCCCGAGCUGCCACUUCAAGGCGUGCAGUCAUCCCAUCGCUGCAUUGGCGGGAGCCGGCAAUCAAGUGCAGAGAGAAGUGUGGUGCAGGAAGGUGAUGGAGGAAAUUGCAAGCAAGAAGAAGGCGAUCCAUGUCAACGGCAAGAUCUUCCACCUGGGGACCAGCAUGUCCACGACAGUGGAGGCGAAAGAGACGCCACCAGGCACUCCGGUCAAGACACCAUCGGCCAAGAGAGCCAUCAAAUGGCCUACCACGCCGGGAUCCCCGUUGACGCCACCUCGGAAUGCAGAGCAGCUCACAACACCCAAGACAGCAGUCUUGGAAUGCCAUUGCCGAGCUCCAGCAGUUCAGCUGAUUGUGAAAAAGGAGGGUCCGACACAGGGCCGAUUGUUCUGGAAGUGCGCUCGAAGGGUGUGCAAUUUCUUCGAGUGGGAUCCUCAGGAGGUCCAAGAAAUCCAGAGGAGGAUGCUUCAAGAGCAGGAGGACGCAGAGGUGAAGCGGUGGGAAGAGCAGGAGGAGGCAGAACGUCAGGAACUGGUGCGCAAGACGAUGGAAAUGGCGGAGGUCAGGCACCAGGAGGUCAUGAAUGCAGCGAGGAGCCAAUACAGCUUGGAGGUGGAGACGCUCAAGAACCAGCUGCUGUGGAUGUCCGCGGUUGCGGGCGAGGCCAGGAUGGAGGAGGUCUUCAAGAGCCCAGUGCUUCAGCAAGAGAUGAUGAGCAAAGCCAUGGCCAUGAAGGAGGAGCUUGCGAACCAGGAGCUUGAGGCACAGGAGGCAAUGCAGAUCCAGGGCUACACCAGUGGCAGCGGCCCACAGGCAUUCAUGCCACAAUGA
Durusdinium trenchii is the source of this 2232-nucleotide messenger RNA. The record is from the annotation of a GenBank genome assembly. NCBI's taxonomy places the organism in Eukaryota, Dinophyceae, Suessiales, Symbiodiniaceae.